AUGGUACAGGUACAAGCUCGGGACGGUACAUACCAUAACAUUCGAGCCCUACUAGAUCAGGGGUCUGAGACUACUCUCAUAUCAGAGAGAAUAGCUCACAUUUUAGGUUUACCACGCAAACAUUGCAAGGGAACUAUAACUGGAAUAGGUGAAAAGGAGAGCAAUUGUAAGGGGAUUAUUAAAAUCAAGUGUAGGUCUAAUCAAGAAGACUUUUCUUUCGAAACAGAUGCGUAUAUCAUGAGAACUUUAAUAAAGAAUCUGCCCUCCUACAGCUUUCCUAAACCAGAGUGGCCCGCAUUAGAAAAUUUGCCUUUAGCGGAUCCUUACUUCAAUAUGAGAAGACCGGUAGACCUUUUACUUGGAGUAGAUGUUUUUAGUAACUUACUAUUAGACGGAAUUUAUAAGGCGGGGCCCACUCUACCGAUGGCUCAAAAAACGCGUUUAGGUUGGAUUUUGAGUGGCUGCGUAAAAAAGAGUUUUAAAUGUAACAUAAUUGUACAUAACAUCGACGAUAUCUGUCAAUUUUGGCAAGCAGAAAAUAUCUCAGAGCCAUCUACUAUAUCACUUGCCGACCAGCAGGUCAUUGAUUUUUAUAAUAAAAGUACUAUACGUCAGUCGGAUGGCAAGUAUCAAGUGCGCCUCCCCCUUAAAAAUGAAAUAGAAAAUAAAUUAGGCCAGUCAAAAUCAAAGGCCAUUGCACAGUUUAAACAGUUAGAAAGAAAGUUUGUUAAAAAUAUAAGUAUAGCACGAGAGUAUAAAUUAUUUAUAAACGAAUACAAGCAAUUAGGUCAUAUGAUACACUCAAAUAAUUCCGAUUCAUCCGGUUUUUACCUACCGCACCAUUGUGUUAUUCGAGAUGAAUCAACGACAACUAAGUUACGGGUGGUUUUUAAUGCUUCCGCGCCUUCCACUUCCGGUUUGAGCUUAAAUGACUUCAUGGAAAGAGGUCCUAACUUACAACAAGAUCUACAGAGUCUUCUUAUCAAGUGGAGACAGUUUAGAUAUGGGUUUACUGCGGAUAUUGAAAAAAUGUUUAGAAUGGUUUGGUUACAUCCAGAUGACCAAAAAUAUCAAAAGAUCAUUUGGAGAGAAUCGCCGUUAGAUAAAAUGAAUAUUUUUCAAUUAAAGACAGUGACAUACGGCACCAAGGCCGCGCCGUUUCUGGCGAUGAUGACACUUCGACGUUUAGCUCAAGAUGAGAGACAGAAUUAUCAAGAGAGUUCCGCGCCGAAAGUUAUUGAAUCAUCAUUUUACAUGGACGACUUAGUCUACGGAUGUCAUUCUAUCGAAUCAGCAAAGCGUUUAAUAAACGACAUUAUUUCGAUUUUAAAGUCAGGAGGGUUUAAUUUACGAAAAUGGAAGGCCAAUAAUCAAGAUAUACUCCCAAAUAAAUAUAGUAAUAUAGAACAAAUCAAUUAUGACUUUAAAAACACCGAGUCAUCAAAAACGUUAGGCCUGAGUUGGGACCCACAGCAAGAUCAAUUUACAUUUACCUCAAAAUUAGACUUCAUGACGAAAAACCCUACAAAACGUAUUUUACUUUCAAAUAUAUCAAAAUUAUUUGACCCACUGGGCUGGCUAUCUCCAAUUUCAACUAAAAUAAAACUAUUAUUUCAACAAGUAUGGCAAUUACAAUUAAAAUGGGACGAACCUUUACCGGAAAAUAUAUUGAAAGAGUGGGAAAGUAUGAAAAUUGACUUAGAAAAUAUAAAUAAAUUUUAUAUACCUAGGUGGUUAGGAACAAUAAAGAAUAAUGUCAUCGAACUCCACGGAUUUUCAGAUGCGUCAACAAAAUGUUACGCUUGCGUUGUUUAUUGCAAGGUAAUGACACAUGAACAGACAUCGGUAACUAUGAUAGCAGGAAAAUCAAGAUUAGAACAAGAUUAG
Melitaea cinxia (Glanville fritillary) is the source of this 1887-nucleotide messenger RNA. RefSeq lists its product as uncharacterized. Lineage: Eukaryota; Metazoa; Arthropoda; Insecta; Lepidoptera; Nymphalidae. Bases 1 to 1887 code for a protein of 628 amino acids. Gene Ontology annotation, biological process: proteolysis. The record is from RefSeq and is a predicted model, not a curated record. Gene Ontology annotation, molecular function: aspartic-type endopeptidase activity. The transcript has a single exon.